Orussus abietinus is the source of this 1553-nucleotide messenger RNA. RefSeq names its product calumenin (gene scf). NCBI's taxonomy places the organism in Eukaryota, Metazoa, Arthropoda, Insecta, Hymenoptera, Orussidae. Gene Ontology annotation, cellular component: endoplasmic reticulum. Gene Ontology annotation, molecular function: calcium ion binding. The record is from RefSeq and is a predicted model, not a curated record. The transcript is spliced from 4 exons. The coding region runs from base 310 to 1281 and encodes 323 amino acids.
AUCGGCAACACAGGAGGCUUAUCGCGUGUCGCGACAAGUGCAUACACGCAUCACCGACUGGCUGCAGUUAAUGUGGUAGUUAGUGGGGGCGUGCGUCGACAGUCGGUGGCGGAGUGCAAGAGGCUAGAGAUUCUGAUGAUGUGGAAGCUGGAGAAGCUAGCGAUAGCGAGGAGGCUUUCCGGAUUGUGAGUAGAGUUGCCGUAGCUGAGUCCUUCGGUCGACUCGCGUGUCUAUAUUAAGAAGAGGGAUAGAAGGGAAGAGAGUGGCGACCGGACCGCGACGAGAUUUGCCAGUUAGUCGCCACCGAAGAUGUGUCGUUUCGCCUUCCUGGGGAUCCUCCUCGCGAUCGUCCUCGCUCAGGCAAUUCCCAAGCCCGAGGAGGACCACAAGUCUACGAGAGUGUUGGAUGCGGAACUGAGCAAACAGGAACACUUCAUACACUCCCAACACAACCCCGAAUACGAUCACGAAGCCUUUCUCGGGGAAGAUGCGAAGACGUUCGACCAGCUUAGUCCGGAAGAAAGUACGAGAAGGCUGGGAUUGAUCGUCGACAAGAUCGACAAGGAUAAGGAUGGCUUUGUCACCCAGGAGGAGUUGAAGGAUUGGAUCAAGUACACGCAACAGCGUUAUAUUAGAGACGACGUCGAGCGUCAGUGGAAGUCUCAUAAUCCUGAUGAUAAGGAUACGUUGGCAUGGAGCGAGUAUCGCAAGAUAGUCUAUGGUUUUGUUGACGACAAGGAGGCGGAGAGUCUGGAUAAGCCCGACGAUGAGAAUUUCUCGUAUGCGAUUAUGUUGAAAAGGGACCGGAGAAGGUGGUCGGUCGCCGACAAGGAUGGAGACGACGCCUUGACCAAAGAAGAAUUUACCGCCUUCCUUCAUCCUGAGGAAACGGAGCAUAUGAGAGAUGUCGUUGUUUUGGAAACAAUGGAAGAUAUCGAUAAGGACACCGAUGGAAAAAUAUCUCUCUCGGAGUACAUUGGGGAUAUGUACAAAGGUGGGGAAGAAGAGGAGCCAGAAUGGGUGAAGAACGAAAAGGAGCAGUUCUCUUCGUAUAGAGACAAGGACGGAGAUGGUUUCUUGAACAACGAGGAAGUAAAAAAUUGGAUAAUUCCUGUAGACUUCGAUCACGCGGAAGCAGAAUCUCGACACUUGAUCUUUGAAGCCGAUAUGGAUGCGGACCAAAAACUUACAAAAGAAGAGAUAUUAGAGAAAUACGAUAUUUUCGUUGGGUCUCAAGCCACAGAUUUUGGUGAAGCAUUGGCAAGGCACGAUGAAUUUUAAACCAUUAUACAGCUUUAAAUGAACAAGAUUUUUAUAUAUUUAUAAUGUGGUACACCUAAGAGCAGCCAUAGACAUUUUGCUAGUAUUCUCACUGCAUUUACCGUUUAGAUUAUACUUGUGUACUUGACAAUAUUAUGUAAGUGUCGUUUACCGUACGUUAAUACUGAUUUCGUAACGUCCUUAAGUGCUUAACAGUUUUUCCUUUAAAUUUAUCGUCAACUUCUACUAGAAUGUGCAUUUUUGUCGUAAAUAAAAUCUCACUAUAUUUAUUA